AUGUACCAAGUUUCGACGGCACUAGACGAAAAGUUAUAUCGCAGUGAGAUCGCUGAUCGCCUCUACCAAAUAAUCGCGAACUUGUGCGGAUGUGUAGAGCGCAGCGAGACGGCGUGUGCAGUGCCGCAGCGCGAGUCGCCCACUGACGUAAGAGCUGCCGUGAGCCAUCCGCCGCCACCGGCGACGACAGAGAGCGCA
Molecule: messenger RNA, 198 nt
Organism: Brenthis ino (lesser marbled fritillary)
Lineage: Eukaryota; Metazoa; Arthropoda; Insecta; Lepidoptera; Nymphalidae
Source: the annotation of a GenBank genome assembly